Molecule: messenger RNA, 588 nt
Organism: Paramuricea clavata
Lineage: Eukaryota; Metazoa; Cnidaria; Anthozoa; Malacalcyonacea; Plexauridae
Source: the annotation of a GenBank genome assembly
AUCUCGUAUUACAUAUGCAUAAAAUGAUCCUUUCUUGAGUAAAUCUUGACUAUAAAAGCACGCCGUUAGAGAGCGUACUUGCUUCAUUCGCAAACUCUACUUUCUCAACAAACUACGAAGAAAAGGCAAAACUACUGAAAGAUGUCUGGACGUGGCAAAGGCAAGGCUAAGGGAACCAAAUCAAAGACUCGUUCAUCAAGAGCAGGACUUCAAUUCCCAGUCGGUCGUAUUCACCGUUUGUUGAGGAAAGGCAACUACGCUGAGCGAGUUGGUGCUGGUGCCCCAGUCUACUUGGCAGCAGUUCUCGAGUAUCUGUCUGCUGAAAUCCUCGAGUUGGCCGGUAACGCUGCCAGAGACAACAAGAAAAGCAGAAUUAUCCCAAGACAUCUUCAAUUGGCCGUACGAAAUGACGAGGAAUUGAACAAACUUCUGUCUGGUGUGACCAUCGCUCAAGGUGGUGUCUUGCCAAACAUCCAAGCUGUCCUCUUGCCCAAGAAGACCGAGAAGAAAGCGUAAAUUCUCCGUAUCUCAAGACCAUAACAAAAACGGCUCUUAUAAGAGCCAUCAAAUGUCGUGAAAGAAUUGAAC